Molecule: messenger RNA, 5810 nt
Organism: Lactuca virosa
Lineage: Eukaryota; Viridiplantae; Streptophyta; Magnoliopsida; Asterales; Asteraceae
Source: the annotation of a GenBank genome assembly
AGCAUUCCAUUCGUUUUGAUUUUGUAGAAUUUCAAAAGAAAUACAAAAAAUAAAUAUAGAACGAUGGAUUUGAAAGCAAAAGGGGAGAAAAACUCUGUAAUUGAACGCACAUACCCGCCUAAAUAAUCGGUGAGAAAUUGGGAAGACUCAACGAAACACUUCCAAGUACGAAGAUCGAACACCAUGUUUUCAAUUGCAGCUAUUAACGAUACAGAUUCCAAAAACCAGUGGGAACCCCUCGCCCCUACCAAAGAAGCUCAGGAAUUCCGACUUUCACAAACCUAUCAAGAAGGGCUUUUGAAGUUACAGGCAAAGGAGUAUGAAAAGGCUCGUGAGCUUUUAGAAAACGUAUUAAAAGACCCUCUUCUUCCAAAUGGCCAGGUUGAUAAUUGUGGUAGUGAUGGACAUCUACUGCAACUGAGAUUUUUAACACUGAAAAAUCUUGCCACUGUAUUUCUUCAACAAGGUUCUAACCAUUAUGAAAGUGCUCUACAUUGCUAUCUUCAAGCUGUAGAUAUUGAUUCCAAAGAUUCUGUUGUGUGGAAUCAGCUUGGAACAUUAUCAUGCUCAAUGGGAUUAUUGAGCAUCUCUCGAUGGGCAUUUGAGCAAGGCCUUUUAUGCAGCCCUAACAACUGGAAUUGCAUGGAGAAACUUUUGGAAGUUCUUAUUGCUAUUGGUGAUGAAGUAGCUUGUCUUUCAGUUGCUGAUUUAAUUCUAAGGCAUUGGCCUUCACAUUCUCGUGCUUUAAAAGUCAAACAUGUGAUUGAAGAGUCUGAACCUACUCCCUUUUCUCCAAGAGGUAUAGACAAAUUGGAACCACAUCAUGUCAGAUUGAAAUUUCUUGACAAAAGAAAAGCAACAAAUCAUGAUCUAAAUGAUAAUGGGACAACCAAAAAGUCAAAUCAGAAUACAAUCUUGCACCUUUCGGAAGCUUCUUGGAGUGCUCUAGCUGGAGAGCUUUUAAAGAUGUUGAUUCCUUUGAAUGAUUCUAAUAAAUCUGCAGACUUUAGAUUAAUCAUACGUAUGCCUUGUAGUUCAGAUAACCCAAUAAAGGAAAAAGAAGGAGUUAAUGGCUCCUCAAUUCCUGCUAACACAGAGAGUAAUAUGAAUGAAGAGCAACACCAAGAAAGGCGAAGCAGUCGUCUUGAAAGACUUAGGAGUCGAAAACCUGAUAAGGAAGAAUCAGAUUUCACACCCACUAAAGAUUUAGUCAAACUUGUUCCCCAAUUUCUGGAGCCAUUUAUCAUGGGUGAAUCCAGAAUUACAAAUCUCAGAAUGGAUUCAGAGGAUACAACCGAUACCCAGAAUAAUGAGUCCAUUGAUGUUGCUCAGUUUGUUCAGAAAACAUCAAAAAACUAUGGUGUAUAUCAUGUAGCAGGCAUGCUCUUAGAAGAGGUUGGAUGUAGAAGGAUUUCUUAUCAGGAUACAUGUGAGAAGUUUCUAGAGUUAGAAGAAUUGACACGGAAUUUAGGAGAGAGUAGAACCCCGGAAUGCAGUCUUUUUCUUGCUGAGCUGGCGUAUGACUUUGGGAUACGAUCAUCAGACGAGUCGAUUCGCUCUGAUUUCAUGUUGAAAGCAUCUUAUCAUCUUUGUAAACUCAUUGAAUCGGUAGCUCUGAAUGAUGUAGAUGUGUCUGCAAUUGGUUCUUUGUUGGAUAAUAAACGGGAUUUUUGGGUUCGUUUUUUUUGGGUAAGUGGAAAAUUGUCAAUUUUUAAUGGUGACAAGGAAAAAGCCCGAAAAGAAUUUGGUGUUUCUUUGGCCUUGUUAACAAACACAGAUAAGGAAAGGAACAGUCUUGUUUCCAUUAGUCUUCCACACCUGAAAGUAAUGAACAAGCUGACUGUUGAUCUUGUUUUGCAUGAAAUUAACCUUUUAGAGGUUGAUUUUUUGAUGAAAAAUAGUGUAAAUGAAAUGAUGGAAAAAGGGUUGCAUUUAGAGUGCGUUAACUUGCUAGCUCCUCUUCUAUCUUGCAUGAAAGAUGAUCAUGUUUCUGGUUCAUCUUUUGAAAAAGAUGGUGAAGGGGCUGAUUCGGCUGAAUUAUCUGCUCUAAAUGUUCUAAUUAAAGCAUGUGAAAGCUUAAAACCAGUGGAUGCAAAUGUUUAUUUGAGAUGCCACAGACAGAGACUAAAACUUCUCAUGGCUGCUACUGGUGUGGAAGAGGGUUUUGGUUCCCAGAAAUCAUCCAAUGAAAGUGAAUUAAGCAAAAACUCAACCACAGACUUGCAUCCCCUUUUAGCUGAAGAAGUAAAGGCAAUUUCCCAAUGUACACAGGAGAUGAAGAACUCCAUCAUUCCUUGUGGAAGUAUUAAUGGCUCUGUUAUUCCUUUGAGAAUCAUUGGUGAUAUUCAAUCUUUGCUGCUAGCUGUUAUGUGUCAUAUAGCAAACAUAUGCUUCUCCAAGAAAUCCAUAGAAGUGGACAAUCCAGAUGAUGAUCAAAAAAGGCAAAAAUGUUGUUUUGUAGAUGCUGCUAUUGCAUUUUUCAGACUUCAACAUCUGAACCCAAAUAUUUCCAUCAAAACUCAAAUUGAAUUGAUAAUUGCAAUCCACGAGAUGCUUGCUGAGCAUGGCAUCUGUUGUGCCAGUGGUGAUGGAGAAGAAGAUGGGGCCUUUCUUAAACUUGCCAUAAAGCAUCUUUUGCAUUUAGACAUGAAACUCAAGUCUAUAAACAAGGGUCCUGAGUCAACUCAGUGUGGUGAUGAGCAAGUUUUACAAGAAGGGUAUGCUAAAAUAUCUGGGAAUGAUUCAAAUGUGGAAGUGGCUCCAAGUGAUCAAUUACUAGAAUCUGGAAAACAACUAACUGAAGAGGAAAAAGAGGAUCUUGAGAUUGAAAUAGAUACUGCUCUUGAUCAAUGUUUUUUUUGUUUAUAUGGUUUGCAUCUUAGAUCUGAUUCAUCAUAUGAAGAUGAUCUUGCUAUGCACAAAAAUACAAGUCGUGGAGAUUAUCAAACAAAAGAACAAUGUGCUGAUGUUUUCCAGUAUAUUCUGCCAUAUGCUAAGGCUUCAUCUAGAACUGGAUUGGUUAAACUGCGAAGAGUAUUAAGAGCCAUACGUAAACAUUUUCCACAACCACCUGAAAGUGCAUUGAAUGGAAAUGCAAUAGACAAAUUUUUAGAUGACCCAAAUUUAUGUGAAGACAAAUUGUCUGAAGAGGCUGGAUCUGAUGGUUUUCGGGAUACCAUAAUGAAUAUUAUAUAUCAAGAUUCUUCAAUUCUUAAGCAACACCCAACAAAUCUAGAGAGGUCUGAGCCAUAUAUGGAUGUAUAUGGGAACUUGUAUUAUCUUCUUGCACAAUCAGAGGAAAUGAGUGCAACUGAUAAAUGGGCUGGAUUUGUGCUGACUAAGGAAGGUGAAGAGUUUGUACAACAAACUGCAAAGCUCUUUAAAUAUGAUUUACUCUUUAAUCCAAUGCGCUUUGACAGCUGGCAACGCCUUGCUACUAUUUAUGAUGAGGAAGUGGACUUGUUGCUGAAUGAUGGAAGCAAGCAGAUAAAUGUUACAGGGUGGAGGAAGAAUGCAACUUUUGCUCAAAGAGUUGAUACAAGUCGAAGGAGGAGUAGGCGUUGUUUGUUGAUGACUCUGGCUUUAGCCCAAACACCCAUCCAGCAGGGAGAGAUUCAUGAUUUAUUAGCAUUGGUGUAUUAUGAUGGCCUUCAGAAUGUGGUCCCAAUAUAUGAUCAAAGAUUAAAUUUACCACUAAAAGAUGCUGAAUGGAAAAUGUUCUGUGAGAAUUCCAUGAAGCAUUUUGAGAAGGCCUUUGCACAAAAGGAAGACUGGUCUUACGUAUAUUACUUGGGAAAACUUAGUGAAAAGCUUAAAUACUCACGUGAAAAAUCAUUUGCAUACUAUGACAAAGCUAUUGCUUUGAAUCCAUCAGCUGUAGAUCCCUUUUACAGAAUGCAUGCUUCACGCUUGAAGUUACUCUGGUCAUGUAGCCACAAUGACAAGGAUGCCUUAAAGAUUGCUGCAAUGUAUUGUUUUAAUCAAUCGACAAAGGAAACUGUUAUGAACAUUCUUGAUAAAUCCAAUCCCCAAAAUACCCCUGAUGAUACGUGGCACAUGCUUUACAACGAUUGUCUUUCUGGCCUACAACUUUGUGUGGAAGGGGACCUGAAACAUUUUCACAAAGCUCGAUAUAUGCUUGCUCAAGGGCUAUACAGAAAGGGUGAGAGUGGGGAUUUAGAAAAGGCAAAAGAUGAACUUUCAUUUUGCUUCAAGUCUUCCCGAUCUUGUUUUACAAUCAACAUGUGGGAAAUUGAUAGUACAGUCAAAAAAGGAAGGCGUAAGACACCUGGCAGGAUCCUUGAAGUUAAUUUAGCAGAAAGUUCUCGUAAAUUCAUAACUUGCAUUAGGAAGUAUAUUUUGUUCUACAUGAAGCUUUUGGAAGAAACUGGGGAUAUAUCAACCCUUGAACGAGCUUAUAUUUCUAUUCGUGCAGAUAAAAGGUUCUCAUUGUGCCUUGAAGAUCUUGUUCCUAUAGCUCUUGGGAGAUACAUUAAGGCACUGGUAUCCUCCAUCAAUCAAAUUGAAAGUGGCACAAAUAUUGAUAACAUUGCUUUAGAGCAUCUUCUAGAGAAAAUGUUGUGUUUGUACAUAGAACAGAUGAAUUUGUGGUCCGAUAUUUGCAAUUUGCCUGAGAUCAAGUGCCCAGAUUUAUCCGAAAGCAGCUUAUUUGGAUAUCUCUUCAAGUAUAUCCAAAUACUAGAGAAAAACUGCAAAUUAGAAGCACUCGAGGGCAUAAACGAAAAGAUAAGAAAACGCCUAAAAAACCCAAAAUUAUCAAACACAAAUUGUGCUAAAGUUCAUAAACAUGUCUCCAUGUCUUGGUGUAGAUGUCUAAUCAUUAACAUGGCUUCAAUCACACCACUAAAUUCCCGAUUUUUAACCGAACCCCAAAUCCCACCUCUCUCAGAUACCACCACAAACAACCAACUCCUUUGCAUCGACAUUCUUACAGACCAAUUAUGGCAAUCAACUUUCGAGGAUACAAAUACAAAUACAAAUACAAUUACAAUUACAAUUACAAAUCAUUUGAAAGCUAUGCAAAGUAAAUGGGAUUCUUUGUUGUUGAAAGUCAAAGAUGUUGUAAUCAAGAAACCCUUGGAAGAAAAUUUGGAAGCUGCUACUGUGCUACUUAGAUCUGCUUAUAACUUUUAUCGGGAUGCCACGUGUGCGGUGUUGCCAUCUUGCUUAAAUCUUUAUGCUGUGCCAUGUCAGCUGUUGACCGAAGGUCAUAUUGAGUCAAAUCUGCAUUCGGUUGACAUUCUUGAAAUGAAUACUCAAAAGAAGCUUCUUUUGUGGGCUUACGCUUUGUUGCAUGGACGUUGCAUCACCAAUGUGUCCAUGGUUAUUAAGUAUUGUGAAGAGACUGUAAAGUUGAAGAUGAAAAAGGGUGGUGGAAGUACAUCUACUACUCCCACCAUGCAUUCUGUUAUGGCUUAUCAGACAGGUGUAGUAGGCAAGGACGUUGUCGGCAUUUCUGGUGCAAAAGAGACCACCACACUAAACGUGGACCCCACUUCUCUCACUGAAACUAAAAAUCCCGAAAAUGCCCCUAAUUGCGAUGAGGGGUCUACAUCGUUGCAAGAAAUCGAAAUCACGCCACCUGUUACCCAAAACCACACUUUUUCAUCAGCUGUCCCACUUAUGGUUCCUUGCAACAAUUCUGAUGAGCCACAAGGACCAGAUUCUGCCAAAACUUGAUGUUUUUGCAUUUUUUUUUUCUUUGUAUAAAGUGUUGUGAGGGAAGAUAAUUUUGUUAAAAGUGAUGUAUAUUAGUUGUGCCAUAUAUAUAUAUUUUUUAAACUCAAAUG